Messenger RNA from Phytophthora nicotianae INRA-310, 582 nucleotides. RefSeq lists its product as hypothetical. The record is from RefSeq and is a predicted model, not a curated record. The transcript has 3 exons. NCBI's taxonomy places the organism in Eukaryota, Oomycota, Peronosporomycetes, Peronosporales, Peronosporaceae. Bases 1 to 582 code for a protein of 193 amino acids.
AUGAAUGCUUUAGUACUAUCACCUUUUAGGGUGGUGUUCCAGUGGGGCGAGGGCAGCUGGGGCAAGGCUGUGGGCAAGGACGCGGUGGAGAACUCGAACUUGGGCUUUGACAAGGAAGAGGAGGCUCGCGAGAAGGCUCGCAAGGAGGCGGAGGCGGCAGCGAAGCGCGAGGAGCAGUUGCGUCGCUCAGCUCCUGCCUACAACCCUGUGGACCGCAGUGCGCCGGAAGACCAUUCAAUUGAAAAGGUGCUGAACGAGAUGGACGACACGUUGCAGCUUAUUGCUGCGAUGCCGUACCUUGAUGAGGACGACGAGCAGCAGCGUGCCAUUAAGGUGCACUUCGAGCAGGGCUCGGGUCUGGAUGACCUCGAAGCCCAGGGUUACACUGUUAAGGCUGGUGUGAUUAAGAUGUGGCAGGGUGAGCGUGAUCUGAACACACUCAUUCAGGGUGUGAAUGCCGACUCAGCCAUUAUUCUACAGCGGAUCCUGUUGCACGCAUUUGACAUCGAAAAGCAGUUGAACGAGAUCAUCGCCAAUGGAGGAGUUGAUGACGAGGAUGCUGCUGACGCCCAGAGCAAGUAG